Messenger RNA from Iphiclides podalirius (scarce swallowtail), 732 nucleotides. The record is from the annotation of a GenBank genome assembly. NCBI's taxonomy places the organism in Eukaryota, Metazoa, Arthropoda, Insecta, Lepidoptera, Papilionidae.
AUGGAAAUUUCUUUUAAAGGAAAGCGUAUACUUGUUACCGGUGCUGGACAAGGAAUUGGCCGAGGUAUUGCAGUUGAGUUGUGGCGAGCUGGGGCAAACAUAGUAGCUCUUUCGAGAACUAGGGUCCAUUUAGAAACCUUACAAAGUGAAUACCCCUCUAUCGAUAUCGUAGAUGUUGACUUAUCUGAUUGGGAAAAAACUCGAGCUGUUGUUGAAUCUCUAGGACAUUUUGAUGCAUUGGUCAACAAUGCGGCAAUAGCUAUAUGUGAACCAUUUCUUAGCUGCACCCCUGGUGACUUUGACAAAACUUUUGAUAUAAAUGUAAAAGCUGUUCUCAACAUUAGCCAAGUGGUUGCUCGUAAAAUGGUAGAAAAUAAGACCCCUGGUGUUAUUGUAAAUAUAUCUUCUCAAGCUUCCAAGGCAGCCUUGAAAGAUCAUGCGAUAUACAGCGCGUCCAAAGCCGCCCUAGACGCGCUCACACGCGCCAUGGCUCUCGAAUUGGGCCCUCACGGUAUUAGAGUGAAUGCCGUCAACCCAACUGUUAUAAUGACCGCUAUGGCAAAAGUGGGAUGGGCAGAUCCUAAAAAAGCAGCUGAAAUGAAAUCCAAAAUACCGCUGGGAAGGUUUGGUGAAAUUUCGGAAGUGGUGAAUGCAGUAGUUUUCCUGCUUAGUGAGCGCUCAAGUAUGAUCAAUGGAGUUGAGUUGCCAAUCGAUGGAGGAUUUCUUGCCACA